AUGUCUUCCAGAAUCACUCGCUCAGCUGCAAGGCUUGCCACAGACCCUCCUCCUACUGACUCCGGUCCAUUAAAUCCUGCUGGUUUGGCUUCUCGCAAACGCAAAGCACCGACGCGUCGAGAUCCACAACCAGACGCCCCAAUCCCGUCUACGGACCUCUCGCCCCCACGACGAUCAAAGCGACAACGAACUGCAGCAUCUCAGCCAGCUCCUGCUGCCCCUGCUGCCCCUACGCCACGUCGAGGCUCUCGUCGCUCAAACAUGUCACAACCUGGACCAUCUUCUCGUCCAUCAGAGGAUUUAAAAUCCACCACCCCACCGCCUCCCUCGAGGCGGAGAUCCGGUCGAAAUGAUCACCCUGCAACGGCACAGUCUCCACCCCCACGCCGACAAAAGAAGCGCUCCGCGAAAUCAAAUCCCGAUGUCGUAAUGCGAGAUGCGGAGGAAGAACUUGGAGAGCAAGAUAACAAGGAAGAGCAGGAAGGAUCCCCUACGGGCGAUAGCAAUGAUGGAACUAACCCAUCGGCCUUUGACGAUGAGGAUUUGGAUUCAUUCCAUAGCAGCCUUUUCGGCGGCCGAGGUACCAUGGGCCUACAAAGUACCCUUCGUGCUCUCACCGGCAUGAUGUCUGGCAUGUCCUCGCGACUUCGAGAUAUGCUCUGUAAUCUGAGAGAGAAGGAUAACCCCUCAAUCCAAUUGAUCGCCCUCCAAGAGCUGUCAGACCUCUUGCUCGUCUCCAACGAAGACAACCUCUCCGGCCAGUUUUCUCCUGACCCAUACGUGAAGGAGCUGGUCACCUUAAUGCAGCCAAACCAAUUCGGUGAAGAGAACGCAGAAAUCAUGCUUCUUGCGUGCCGUUGCCUUGCCAAUCUCAUGGAGGCCCUUCGAGGAUCUGUAGCCAAUGUUGUCUAUGGGGGUGCUGUUCCCAUCCUGUGCCAGAAGCUCCUGGACAUUCAGUUUAUUGAUCUCGCUGAACAAGCUCUCAGUACAUUGGCGAAGAUUUCAGUAGAUUUCCCGGCUUCGAUCGUGCGAGAGGGAGGUCUGACGGCAUGCCUGACAUACUUGGAUUUCUUCGCUACAAGCACUCAGCGCACCGCUGUUACGACUGCCGCGAACUGUUGUCGCAAUCUUCCUCAUGACUCUUUCCCUGUCGUGAGGGAUGUGAUGCCGACCUUAUUGAAUGUAUUGUCCAGCAAUGAUCCUAAAGUGGUUGAGCAGGGAUGUUUGUGUGUUUCACGCAUUGUGGAAAGCUUCAAAUACCGCCCUCAAAAUCUGGAGGAGCUGAUUGAGCCUGCCAUGCUCAAGGCCGUUCUUCGUCUUUUGCUUCCCGGGACUACUAACAUGAUUGGCUCCCACAUCCACACCCAAUUCCUCCGUGUGUUGGCAAUUGUGUGCAAGGCCAGCCCUCGGCUGUCUAUUGAGCUUCUGAAGAUGGACGUCGUCGACACCCUGUACCAGAUAUUGACCGGUGUAUCGCCCCCAGAGGACGUCGAUAGCACAGCAGUAAAGAUGGACAGCGUCCUGGUCAUGCAGGCAUUGAUCCACCGACCUCGCGAGCAGGUUUUUGAGGCACUGAAUGUCAUUUGUGAAUUACUCCCAGGUGCUCGAAGUCGCGAGGCUUCUCGAUCCGAUAAUCUGCUCAGUGCGUACUUUGACAACAGUAUGUCCAUCGGCUUGAAGUCUGCGAAAGCGAAAGAGAAUCCCGUCGAAAGACGGGAACUUUUGGAAGGCUGCAAACCAGAGCUCAAACGUUUUGCAACGAUCUUAUUUCCUACCCUGACAGAUGCAUACUCGAGUACAGUCAACCUGCAUGUUCGCCAGAAAGUUCUGAUUGCGCACUUGAAAAUGCUUCAUAUUCUUGAGCCAAGCUUGAUUGAGGAUGCCCUGCGAACAGUACCAUAUGCCUCAUUCCUGGCCUCCAUUCUCUCCCAAAAGGACCAUCCGUCUCUGGUCUCUUUGGCCCUGCGAUGUGCAGAGCUUUUAUUCCAGCGCCUCGAACACGUCUAUCAACAUCAAUUCCACCGGGAGGGUGUCAUCUCAGAAAUUGUCAAGCUAGCUGAUGGAAAGCUCACCCCCGAGGAGGAAGGCCAACAGACAAGCAGUGGUAGCAAGGACGCUGCUGGAGCAUCUGCUGAUGUUGACAUGGAAGCAGGUGAUGCACCUGGCAGCAAUGAUAAGAACGAGGAUUCAGAAGACGAGUUGGAGAAUGAGGAUGAAGAGGAUGGUGACGAAGACGGUGAUGAUCUCUCAGAUUCCGAGAGCUCGUCCAUCUCUGGUCAUCAAUCCUUGGAAAAGCUCGACGGUGCUCUCAAUGACCUUGUUAUUCGAGAUGCUCAAGACUUUAUUAAGAUCUACGAAGAGGGGCAUGGAGAUUCAGUGCGAAAUGAAGCCCAGAAGAUCCUCAAUGACCUUCAAUCCUUAGCGACCAAGAUUCGCAAGUGUUACUCCACUCGUGGAGACAAUAACGGACUGUCUCUCUUCCAAAGCCUGGCUUCUUACUUUGACGGAGAUGCGCUGGAGAGCAUAACUAGUUCCGAACUUUUGAAUUCGGGAAUUAUCGAUGUUCUUCUAGACGUCCUGACGGACUUCAAGGCACCGUGUAUUAGGUAUGCACGGUCGGCCUUUUUGCAGGCCUUCAUGGGUGCAAGAAUUUCGGAGAAGGCUCAGAGCCAGAGCACCGCAACCACGCCAUUCAGCGUGUUGAUUCGCAAGCUUCAGGAUUUGCUUAGCCGGACUGAGCAUUUUGAGGUGCUUACUGUCAGCCAUAACUCUCUCGAGAAUACUCGCACCAAUGCUACAUACAUGCUUGGAAAGCAGCUUAGGUUGAAACUCGUUGCUGAAGACGGGACUGAGGUUCCUCGCCCUUACAAAAACCUCAUGGUGUCGAUUCACGCUAUUGCCACGUUCAAGGCCCUGGAUGAUUUCCUCCAGCCGCGAAUUGCGGCCUCGGAUCGUCCACGCCAGUCUCGCACUAGGGAUGCGAUUCUCUCCCAAAUUGCUCAAGCAGCGCGCAUGCGUGAUCAACUCACUUCAGAAGCCUCCCCCCAGACCCCAACAUCUGGGGACCGACCCACUCGCACCAUAGGAGCCAGUGGACAUACAAAUGAGGCCCUUGAAAGAAGCAGCGCUCAGGGGGUCCCAGGAUUCCCACCUCAGCCAUUCCAAGAAGAUGAUGAGCAUGAAGACGAGCCCCUGGAGUGCGCCGAUGAGAGACAAAUCACUGAUGAUGAAGACGAAGACGCCGAGGAUGCGGAAGAGGACGAGGAGCUCAAUGCAAUUGUUGAUGACCUCGAUGAUGACCUCGAAGACGAUACCGUGCAUGACCCGACUGCCGUGAAUAUGGAGGUCGCCUCCUCUGGCAAGGUCACCGCACGAAAGGAGGAUGGUACUCGAGUUGGCACCCCGUCGCAUUCUACCCCGUCUUCUAAGCCUUCUACUUCGGCAGCAGGGCCCAGCCCCACUGCACAAAGCUCGCUGGCCACUGCCGGGCGUCCAUUCUCGUCCUAUGCAGCAGCCAUGGCCUCGAUUCCUCAGGAUUGGCACAUUGAGUUCUGUGUUGAUGGAAAGCCAAUCUCUAGCGAUACUACCGUAUAUCGUGCUGUCCAUCACAACCGUGAGCACAUUGAUGAGGCAAAAGUCAAGAAUGUCUGGUCUGCUGUUCAUACUGUCACUUACAGACGUGUUCCUGGCCCACCGCCACCAGAGCCGUCUACCCUUGCUGCUUCUGGACAAGAAGCUUCUUCUAAUGCUGACGGCCUUGAAAUGCCUUCCUCUUUGAGCAGAGAUGCUACGACUGCAUCUAUUUUGCGCCUGCUUCGUGUUCUGCACGAGAUGAAUGCAACCAUCGAUGACAUACUGAUGGAUGCUCGUGAUCGUGCCAAGAUCACCCCGGAACCCUUGGCCCAGUUUAUCAAUACCAAGCUUACUGCCAAGGUGAACCGCCAGCUGGAAGAACCGUUAAUAGUGGCAAGCAGUUGCCUUCCAAGCUGGAGUGAAGAUUUGGCUCGGUUGUUCUCAUUCCUAUUUCCAUUUGAGACGAGACACCUCUUCUUGCAGUCAACCUCAUUCGGCUACUCCCGUGCUAUGACGAGGUGGCAAAACUCACAAAGCGCAGAGGAUAGUCGACGUGACAGACGCGAUGAUCGGCCGUUCCUCGGUCGGCUUCAACGCCAGAAGGUGCGUAUUUCUCGAGCUCGUAUCUUGGAAUCUGCCAUGAAAGUCAUGGAGCUUUACGGGUCGUCCCCAAGUGUCCUUGAGGUGGAAUACUUCGAAGAGGUUGGAACUGGACUGGGUCCCACUCUAGAGUUUUACUCCACUGUUUCGAAGGAGUUCUCCAAGAAGAAGCUAAAGAUUUGGCGUGAUACCGACGGUUCCUCUUCUGCCGACUAUGCUUUCGGCAAACGUGGACUUUUCCCGGCUCCAAUGAGUGAAGAACAAGCAUCCCAGGAUUCUGGCAAGAAACUGUUGAAUAUUUUCAAGGUUCUUGGAAAGUUUGUCGCUCGUUCUAUGCUUGACUCGAGAAUCAUCGACGUGUCUUUCAAUCCGGCAUUUUUCCGCAUUGCUGACACACUGUCUUCGGUCGCCCCAUCCCUCGGAACAAUCAAAGCUGUGGAUGAAGGCUUGGCCAAGUCUCUUGGUAUGCUGAAGCAAUUUGUUAAUGCUAAGAACGCAAUCCAGGAGGACCACACUCUUUCUCAACACGAAAAGACCAAAGCCAUUCAAAACAUCGUGGUGGAUGGUGUUCGGGUCGAGGACUUGGGCCUGGAUUUCACCUUGCCCGGUUACCCGUCGAUCGAGCUAGUUCCAGGUGGCUCUGAUGUCUCAUUGACCAUCGAGAACGUUGAUCAAUAUAUUGAACGAGUUAUUGACAUGACCUUGGGUAGCGGUGUUCGUCACCAAGUCGAGGCUUUCCGUGUUGGAUUCUCUCAGGUCUUCCCAUUCUCUGCUCUUCGUGCUUUCACUCCCAAUGAAUUGGUUAUGCUGUUUGGUCAGGCCGAGGAAGACUGGUCCAUUGAAACGUUGAUGGAUUCUAUCAAGGCAGAUCAUGGGUUCAAUAUGGACAGCAGAAGUGUCCGGAACUUGCUGCAGACCAUGAGCGAAAUGGAUAAGCAGCAGCGCCGCGAUUUUCUUCAGUUUGUUACUGGUAGCCCGAAACUCCCUAUUGGUGGCUUCAAAUCUCUUACUCCAAUCUUUACGGUCGUGUGUCGUCCGAGCGAUCCCCCAUACACACCGGAUGAUUACCUGCCUAGUGUCAUGACCUGUGUGAACUAUCUCAAACUCCCCGACUACAGCACUCUGGAAGAUCUCAAGAGCCGACUGUCUGUUGCCAUCAAGGAAGGACAGGGCGCCUUCCACUUGUCUUAG
Messenger RNA from Penicillium odoratum, 5364 nucleotides. Its product is annotated as HECT-type E3 ubiquitin transferase UFD4. The coding region runs from base 1 to 5364 and encodes 1787 amino acids. Gene Ontology annotation, cellular component: nuclear speck. Gene Ontology annotation, biological process: proteasome-mediated ubiquitin-dependent protein catabolic process; protein polyubiquitination. The transcript is spliced from 5 exons. The record is from RefSeq and is a predicted model, not a curated record. Gene Ontology annotation, molecular function: ubiquitin protein ligase activity. NCBI's taxonomy places the organism in Eukaryota, Fungi, Ascomycota, Eurotiomycetes, Eurotiales, Aspergillaceae.